Molecule: messenger RNA, 975 nt
Organism: Pseudogymnoascus verrucosus
Lineage: Eukaryota; Fungi; Ascomycota; Leotiomycetes; Thelebolales; Thelebolaceae
Exons: 1
Coding region: 297-734 (145 amino acids)
Source: RefSeq, a predicted model, not a curated record
GGAAAGGAUGGGAUGGAUGGGUGGGUUUUAGUGGUUUUCUCAACGUUCAUCUUCUUGCUCCCUCCCACUGUUGCAUCGUUGCUCUCCUUUCGUCUUCAUCUCUGCUCAGCUCAGGUCGGAGAGUACCAAGACAGCGCAGCACGAGAAUAUACAGACAGUCACUCUCUCUAUCUCCAAGUCGUUACUCUCGUUCUGUCGCCAGCAAGUCGUUGAAUUCUCUCACCAAGCUACUAUCUAUCUCCUCACCCACCACUACCUCACUCACCUCACCCAUCAACACCACCAUCUCCCUAACCAUGGGCCUCAUCGACCGCAUCCAAGCCAAGCUCGAGCUCUUCCGCCUCGAGCAGCGCUACACCAACCGCAAGAACCGGCGCACAGCAUUCAGCUCCGACGCUAUCUACGUCGACGGCGAGUACGUCUACGCCUCCUCCAACAACACCGGCUCCAGCAACCGCAGCGAGCAGAGCAUGGGCAGCGCGGCCAGCCGCUCCACUACCGCCAGCACCGCCUUUGACGCCGCCAGCGCCAGCGCGAAGGCCGCGAAGCGUCGCUCCAUGAUGGCGUUCUCGGGUGAGAGCGCGGCGGAUAUAGAGACGAGGGUUGAGGCGGGGAAUGACAUGGGGGCGCCACAGAGGAGGUGGAGCAGGAAUUGGGGGAAGGGGAAUAGGGCGGAGGAGAAGAGGAGGAGUAUGGCUGUUGUGAGGGAGGCCAGGUGGGAAGAUGGACAGUGAGAGACGAGUGUAUGUUAGGGCCGGAUUACGCGUUAUGACUUAUGAUGAAGGGGGACCUAUCUCACGAUUUUUUGUAUAUGGUAGGGGUGAGAGCUUGGAUGCCUCUUCUUGGACGCUUCUUGUCCGUUUCGUUUGUAUCUCUUAGGGAUUUGGAGUAUUUAUGGGGGAGCCGGCUAAUAGGCCUGGGUGAGAGGAGUAUCAAUACAAAAGCGAUUACUCUGCAGCCGUGUUUUGUCACGAG